Molecule: messenger RNA, 447 nt
Organism: Trypanosoma rangeli
Lineage: Eukaryota; Euglenozoa; Kinetoplastea; Trypanosomatida; Trypanosomatidae
Exons: 1
Coding region: 1-447 (148 amino acids)
Source: RefSeq, a predicted model, not a curated record
AUGGGCUUGUGCAUCUUCUCGGGCUUGAGCCUGUCGUUUUUUUUUUUCUUUGGCAAUGUACUUUUGUUCUUUUUCCUUUGUCUGGUUCUUGUUCUUUACGCAUUCCUGGCGGGAUUAGUGGGAGUGGCGUGUGCAUGCGUGUUUGCGCGGAGACGCAUGCCGUUAAUGCUCUCGCGCCGGUGGGCACAAGUUUCCACGCGCCACAUCUUCGGGCGACCGCUGCCUGGAUUGCAGGAAACGGGCAUGUGGAACUUGGCGUAUCAUGUGCCGCGGCGCACGUUUCUCGUCCGCUUCCACGAGACACCAAACGAGGCAUGCUACAAGUUUUUCAUUGACGACGUGGAUUUUCUUCCGGCUGACAACACCGGCACUUUGUGCUUUGAUCUCGAGAACUGUUUUCAGUCACCGUUGGCGGAGCUGAUCUUGCAGAGUUUGCCGAUAGUAUAA